Molecule: messenger RNA, 2711 nt
Organism: Belonocnema kinseyi
Lineage: Eukaryota; Metazoa; Arthropoda; Insecta; Hymenoptera; Cynipidae
Gene: Pex6
Product: peroxisome assembly factor 2
Exons: 6
Coding region: 170-2620 (816 amino acids)
Biological process (GO): protein import into peroxisome matrix
Cellular component (GO): cytosol; peroxisomal membrane
Molecular function (GO): ATP binding; ATP hydrolysis activity
Source: RefSeq, a predicted model, not a curated record
GUCCAUUCAUUACAGAUUGGUCUCCUUAUAUCUAUUCUCCAUGGGGCUGAUACACAUCUUUGUUGUUUGCUUCUAAAGCCGUUUUGUGAGAAAAAAAAGGAAGAAGUUUGUAAAAGAAGUGAACUUAAAGCUAAUGUAAAUGUCAUUAUAAUAAAGACCUAUUGUCAAAAUGUAUUCAAUAAAAUACAAUGGCAGGUUUAUAAUUUACUUAAUUGGGCUUUUGAAAAAUAAAAAUCCAAGUCGUCUGUUAUCCUUCAUGUUUUUAAAUUAUAUGCACUUAGAAUUGAAGCGGUUACUUAAAAUACAAAUAAAAUUGCAUUAUUUACCAGAUGCAGUUUUUGCGCAAGGGAUUUACUGUUACUGUGUAAAUUCAAAGCAUUUUAUAGAUCCUGACUCUUGUGCCUUUGGUAACUUAGGUCAAAAUAAAAGGUUUGGAACUUGGUGCUAUUUAUGCUGCUUGUCAUCGCCGAAAAAGUAUAAAGUAUUUGUUAUUAAUUUGCAAAGCAUUCCGAAGGGAAAGCUGUGUGUCUCUAACACAAUGAAGUUUAAUCUGCAAAAUGCAUUGGGGAUUCCAGAUUUCGAAUUAUGCUCAUACUUUUUAUUUCCAGGUGUUUCCAGUAAUGUAGUAUACGCAACAGAAGCUACAAUAUCUAUAAUAUCAAAUCCAUAUGUAUACUCUAGUGAUUUUACGGAUUCCUUAUUAAAAAGUUACUUCUCGAAACCUCGUUACUUACGUUCGAAAGACGUAUUUAGUGUAGAUGUCAAAAAGUACUCUUCUGAUUGCUAUUACUCUUCUAUUGAUUCUGAACCGACUGCAAUAUAUUUUAUGGUUAAAAGUAUAAAAAGUAAGAAUCUUAAAAUGAGUUAUAAUGGUUGUUAUUGUGUCUAUAAGGAAACUACGCUCAUUCAAAAGAGUCACAGUCAAAGCUAUCUCCCAAAAACGCACUUUUGUGACAUACAGUUAAUUUCGUCAAGUGACAACCUAAUUUAUUCACAUUCACAAUGUCCACCAUCUCUAGAAGAUGCUUCCAAUGAGUUAAAAACCUGCAUUUUACCAUUUUUACAGAAAGAUAUUUCGAUCAACGUAAAACCAAUCUUUCUGGUGGAGGGGCCGCAAGGCAGUGGGAAGUGUAAUUUGAUACAAAUCGUUGCUGGUAAGCUUGGCUUGAAUAUGGUCAAUGUAAAUUGUAGUGAGAUACAGUCGUCGACCUCUGCUCAGACCGAGUUGAGACUACGUAAAGUGCUCACAAAUGCCGAGAAUAGCAGUCCAUGUAUUUUAACAUUUCGCAAUAUUCAGGUAUUUGGAAUCAAUACGGAUGGCCAACGGGAUGACCGAAUUAUAUCUCAUUUUGGAAUCGAGUUGAAAAAACUGUACAAUAAAAAUUUGAGGUUUCCUGUCAUUUUCAUAGCUACGUCUGAAAGUUCGGACCUUCCGUCAGAUUUGGAAAGAAAAUUUGUAGCAACGAUCCGAUUAAAAUACUUGGAUCAAACUCAAAGAUUAAUUAUACUAUCUUGGUUACUGAAAAGCAAAGGAAUUGUGCAUCAGGCAGAUUUACACAAAAUCGCAGGAUUGUGCUCAAAUUUUGUUUUAGCAGAUCUUGAAGCAUUGGUGCUACAUGCCACAAAAAUGAAACACAAACAACUGUCGCAACGAAAUGAGUCAGGCCCUCUUGUAUUACUGGGCGAGGAUUUAAAUAAAGCUUGUGAGUACAUGCAAUCAAUGUUUUCAAAUCGAAUCGUUGCACCUGACGUUCCGAAAGUUCACUGGGGAGACAUAGGAGGCUUAGCUGAUUUAAAACACGAAAUUAUACGACGAAUCGAGUUACCUUUGUUGAAUGAUACUGGGCUAGGGCAAUCUGGUUUACUUUUGUACGGUCCUCCUGGAACGGGCAAAACUUUACUUGCAAAAGCUGUAGCAACUGAAUGCCAACUUAAUUUUUUGUCAGUCAAGGGACCUGAGUUGCUUAACAUGUACGUUGGACAAAGUGAAAAGAAUGUUCGACAAGUAUUUGAACGAGCUAAAGCAGUAGCGCCUUGCAUAAUCUUCUUCGAUGAAUUGGAUUCUUUAGCCCCGAACCGAGGUAAAAAUGGAGAUAGUGGUGGAGUAAUUGAUCGAGUAGUGUCUCAGCUCUUAUCGGAAAUGGAUGGACUGGGAAGUUCAAAUAACAUUUUUAUUAUUGCUGCAACGAACAGGCCCGACCUUAUCGAUCCAGCUUUGCUAAGACCCGGAAGAUUUGACAAAAUGCUGUAUGUUGGAAUUUAUUCCGAUAAUGAUUCGCAAGUUUGCGUUUUGAAAGCCCUAACACGACAGUUCAUAAUGAAGAGGGAGGAACAAGAGUUAAGAGAUCUAGUGAAAGAACUCCCAUCAAAUUUAACAGGCGCUGAUUUGUAUUCAGUGUGCUCUAACGCUUGGCUACUAGCAGUACGUAAAUGCAUUAAUGCAUCAUGUACUACUGAUGAUGGAGCGACAAGAAUAGAAUCAACUAAACUUCUAACCGAAAAGGUAGUAGUCGUAACAGUUGAAGACUUUACUAGUGCUGCUCGAGAAUUAAUACCAUCUGUCAGUAUGGAUGAAUUAAAGCGAUAUGGCAAAUUAAGCAACGAACUGUCUAUGAGAUAGCGAGUAUAUGCGAAAUUCUUAACAUGCGGUUUAUGAAAUUUGUAUGGCACGUAUGAGGAAAACACUAAAAAAUAAAUUGAAUUAAAGUUUU